Arachis duranensis is the source of this 3833-nucleotide messenger RNA. Its product is annotated as histidine kinase 3. Gene Ontology annotation, molecular function: phosphorelay sensor kinase activity. Lineage: Eukaryota; Viridiplantae; Streptophyta; Magnoliopsida; Fabales; Fabaceae. The transcript is spliced from 11 exons. Bases 162 to 3263 code for a protein of 1033 amino acids. Gene Ontology annotation, biological process: phosphorelay signal transduction system; phosphorylation. The record is from RefSeq and is a predicted model, not a curated record.
UUUAGUUUCUCAUCAUAUUUUGGUAUUUUCAGGAACUGUACUUCCUAAUUUCUCUUUUGGUGAAAUAGGUCUCUGAGUUUGUGGAGAUUCUGUGGAUUUGACAGUGUUUUUUUCCUUGGAACUGUUGAUAGUAAUAAAAUUGAGUGGGGAACUGUUGUUGGAUGAGUUUGCUCCAUGUUGUUGGGUUUGGUCUAAAAGUAGGGCAUCUACUUUGGGUGCCAUGUUGCUUGAUUGUGUCUUUCAUUUACCUCAACUGGUUCAAUUGCAAUCUUGGAAUUAAUCAUAACCAUAAUUGUAGUAACAAUAACAAGUGGAAGAUGGGUUUUCUUGGAGAUUAUGAUGGAAAGGUUUGGCUCAAUAAUUGGUGGGAGAAGAACUUAGGGAACACUUGUAAACAAUACUAUUACAAGUAUAACAGUUUGAGGAGAUCCUGGUGGAGGAAGCUCUGGCAUGCUUAUGUGGUUUUUUGGAUUGUGAUUUCGUCCUCGAGGUUCUUGCAUAUGAGCUCAGAGGCUACUGAGAAGAGGAAGGAAAGUCUGGUUAGCUUGUGUGAUGAAAGGGCAAGGAUGCUGCAGGAUCAGUUUAAUGUUAGUAUGAACCAUAUUCAGGCUAUGUCCAUUUUGAUCUCCACUUUUCACCAUGCCAUGGACCCUUCUGCGAUCGAUCAGAAAACUUUUGCCAGGUAUACGGAAAGAACCGCGUUCGAGAGGCCCCUUACAAGUGGUGUUGCAUAUGCUGUAAGGGUGCUCCAUUCCGAAAGGGAACAAUUCGAGAAGCAGCAAGGGUGGACUAUUAAGAGGAUGGAUACCCUGGAACAAAACCCGGUUCAAGAGGAUGAUUUCGCCUUAGAGGCAUUGGAGCCAUCCCCUAUUCAGGAAGAAUAUGCUCCUGUCAUCUUUGCCCAGGAAACAAUCAAACAUGUAAUUUCUGUUGAUGUGCUUUCUGGAAAGGAAGACCGGGAAAACGUGUUGCGUGCAAGAGAGUCGGGCAAAGGAGUCUUAACUGCUCCCUUCAGGCUGCUCAAAACAAAUCGUCUAGGCGUUAUCCUCACAUUUGCUGUAUACAAGAAAGAACUUCCAUCAAAUGCAACCCCAGAUGAAAGGAUUCAAGCAACUGAUGGGUAUCUUGGAGGGGUCUUUGACAUUGAGUCAUUAGUGGAAAAAUUACUUCAGCAACUUGCUAGCAAGCAGUCAGUCAUUGUUAAUGUUUACGAUACCACAAAUCAUACCCAUCCUAUCGCCAUGUAUGGUUCAGAUGUAUUAGGUGAUGAAUUCUACCAUGUCAGCACUCUCAACUUUGGAGAUCCCUUCAGGAAGCAUGAGAUGCACUGCAGGUUCAAACAGAAACCACCGUGGCCGUGGGAGGCAAUACAUUCAUCAGUUGGCAUGCUUGUUAUUGCAGUCCUUAUUGGAUAUAUUCUCUAUGCCACUGUGAAUCGAAUGUUCAUUUCCGAGGAUAAUUACAAUGAGCAGAUGGAGCUUAAAAAACGUGCCCAGGCAGCUGAUGUUGCAAAAUCUCAGUUUCUCGCCACUGUUUCCCAUGAGAUCCGAACACCAAUGAAUGGUGUCUUAGGGAUGUUGAAUAUGCUUAUGGACACAGAUCUGGAUGUAACACAACAGGAGUAUGUCAGAACAGCACAGGGUAGUGGAAAAGCUCUUGUAUCCCUUAUAAAUGAGGUUUUGGACCAGGCAAAGAUUGAUUCCGGUAAGCUAGAGCUGGAGGCAGUGGUGUUUGACUUACGGGCGAUUUUGGAUGAUGUGUUGUUACUAUUUUCUGAGAAGUCUCAAGGGAAAGGAGUAGAGUUGGCAGUAUAUGUCUCGGAUGAGGUUCCAGAACAACUCAUAGGUGAUCCUGGAAGGUUUAGACAAAUAAUUACAAAUCUCAUGGGCAACUCUAUUAAGUUCACGGAAAAAGGACAUAUCUUUGUUACCAUCCAUCUUGUUGAGGAGGUUGUUCAUUCAAUAGAAGUUGAGCCGCAAUCAACCUCAAAAGAUACCUUAAGUGGUUACCCGGUUGCUGAUAUUCGUCGGAGCUGGGAAGGAUUCAAGGCUUUCAGCCAAGAGGGACCUCUUGGUUCUUUUUCGUCCCCCUCGAGCGAGCUUGUCAAUCUGAUUGUAUCUGUUGAGGAUACUGGAGUAGGUAUUCCUCUCGAGGCACAGUCCCGUAUAUUCACUCCUUUCAUGCAAGUAGAUCCAUCCAUCUCCCGAAAACAUGGGGGAACCGGGAUUGGUCUAAGCAUUAGUAAGUGUUUGGUUGGACGUAUGAAUGGAGAAAUUGGGUUUGUGAGCAUACCCAACAUAGGUUCCACUUUCACAUUUACUGCUGUCUUCACAAAUGGAUCUCCCAAUUCAAAGGAGGGUAGAAGUCAGCAAAUCAACAACCAGCCUCAUCUUGCCUCCUCGGAAUUCCAUGGCACGAAUGCCUUAGUUAUCGACCCCAGACCCAUUCGAGCUAAAGUGUCAAGAUAUCACCUCCAACGUCUUGACAUUCGUGUCGAAUUAGUCUCAGAUUUGGAUCAAGGUUUGUCCCUCAUAACCAAUGGGAAUUCAGCAAUUAGUAUUGUUUUUAUUGAGCAGGAGGUCUGGGAUAGAGAUUCGAGCAUUUCGUCGCACUUCGUCAACAAUACUAGAAAAGUUGACCCUCCGAAGCUAUUCAUACUUGUUAAUUCCAAUAGUUCUUUUAGAGCAAGUUCUGUAAAUUCUGGUGAUCCUUUUCCAGUUGUCAUCACAAAACCUCUAAAAGCAAGUAUGCUAGCUGUGACAUUGCAAAGAGCCAUGGGUGUUGGGAACAGAGGGAACACUCGAAAUGUGGAGCUCCCCAGUUUAUCUCUCCAACAUCUUCUUCGAGGGAGAAGGAUUUUAGUAGUAGACGACAACAGUGUGAACCGCACCGUGGCAGCCGGUGCCUUGAAAAAAUAUGGAGCUGAUGUUGUUUGUGUAAGCAGUGGAAAAGAUGCCAUCUCCAAGCUGAAGCCACCCCAUCAAUUCGAUGCCUGUUUCAUGGAUAUCCAAAUGCCAGAAAUGGAUGGCUUUGAAGCUACAAGACGAAUUCGAGAGCUGGAGCACAUGGCAAGCAUCGAAGCAUCGAUGGACGGUGAUGGUAAUAAUUCCAAGUUGCGUGUUCCCAUUUUGGCUAUGACAGCGGACGUGAUGCAGGCAACAAAUGAGGAAUGCCUAAAAAGUGGGAUGGAUGGAUAUGUUUCAAAACCCUUUGAAGCUGAACAACUUUAUAGAGAAGUUUCACGGUUUUUCCCAACUUCAUGAAAACAGGUCGAAACCGGUGGAAACUGGAAGCAUCUGCACCUGUUCUCCAGGACAUACUUUGUGCAUAAAUAACUUCUCAAGUAUCCUGAGAGGAGUGUACAUAGGAGCCAAGUUUGAUUCGUCGCAAUUGGGUUUUAGAAUUGGUUGUGAAGGUAUCAAAACUCGUUGAUUGUUCAAUGUAAAGUAUUAACUUCCAUCCAUGGCAUCAUCUCAAUCGAGGGGGGGACGACCCGGGUGUGUUUAUAUAAAUGAUUGGUUCUGGACAUGUGGUGUCUCUUCGUUUUAUGUAUGUAGCAAUAAGAAUCCUACUUUGCUCACACCACUCUUGUAAACUUAUUAUAGUUUUAAUACAUCACGUGUGUAUAUAUAGAUAGAGAUUUGAUUCAAGAUGAGAGAAGGAAAUUUUAGGUUCUUAGUGACAAAGGUGGUUUAAGUGCACACCAUACUAGCUCAUCAAUGGUGGCGUGUAACCGUCGUGCCGGAUUCCGGCGACAAAGAUUUGUAACUGAUAUAUUGUGUAGUACAUUGUUGGAGUGAUCCAUGGAUUUUUGGCCGAUUUGUACAUUUUCA